AUGGCUGCUACAAUGACAAACGGCGACGCGUCGCACGCGCCUAUCGAAGUCUCCUUCCCGCUACCAAAGGCACCGCAUACGAACAUCCAUCUCCAGCUUACCAACAACGGCCCGAACCUGGUACUCUUCCUCACCACCGCCACGCCCGACUCGGCUUCUUCCGCACCGCUGGGCUCUUUCGUGUAUGCUAUGCCAAAUAGAGCUUCACCAAAUGAGACCUUGAGCACCCCCCUCUAUACGCACGGCGGAACGCUCGACUUUACGACCCGCUUAUCGAAGGUACUCGCGCGCAAGGCGGGAAAACCAGUAUAUGUGGGCAAUUCGACAAGCUUUGCAAGUGCGGGUAUGGGAGGGACGGUUGAGGAAGAGAUGGAGGGGUUUCGAAGGGUCGUAGAGGUCGUCAUGGGCUUGUUGGAGAAGGAGAAAGCACCAAGUGCAUGA
Messenger RNA from Cucurbitaria berberidis CBS 394.84, 441 nucleotides. RefSeq lists its product as uncharacterized. The transcript has 2 exons. Lineage: Eukaryota; Fungi; Ascomycota; Dothideomycetes; Pleosporales; Cucurbitariaceae. The record is from RefSeq and is a predicted model, not a curated record. Bases 1 to 441 code for a protein of 146 amino acids. Gene Ontology annotation, biological process: proteasome assembly.